AGGGUAGAAAUGGAGGACAAUAAACACACAAUACAAAUAAUGGCUAUACAAAAUAGUAAGAGCAAGACCUUUUGGUCCUCUUUAGCAUAUAUACUGCUUGUUUUAUCAGUGUUAGACGUGGGAGUCUCUCAAACUAGCGGGGGAGUGGGUUCUAUAGUUUCUUCUGAUGUCUUCAGCUCUAUAGUUGGAGGAGCUGCGAGUGGGUGUGCAGGAAACGGGUUUUAUACUUACGAUUCCUUUAUUAACGCUGCUAAUGCUUUCAAUGGCUUUGGGACAUCUGGGACUUCUGAUGUUAAUAAGAGAGAAAUCGCUGCCUUCUUUGCUAAUGCAGCGCAUGAGACUGGAGGGUUUUGUUACAUCGAAGAGCAGAAUCCUGGCAGCAUAUACUGCGAUGCCUCCAACACUCAGUAUCCCUGCACCGCCGGCAAGAGUUAUCAUGGCAGAGGCCCUCUGCAGCUCUCAUGGAACUAUAACUACGGGGCUGCAGGAAACUACAUUCAAUUUGAUGGGCUGAACAAUCCAGAGAUUGUGGGCACUGAUUCGACCAUCUCAUUUAAGACGGCGGUGUGGUUUUGGAUGGUGAACAGCAACUGUCAUACAGUAAUCACAUCUGGGCAAGGCUUUGGAGCCACAAUUAGAGCUAUCAAUAGCAUGGAAUGCGACGGUGGAAAUGCUGCAACUGUGACCAGCAGAGUCAAUUAUUAUCAGAAGUUUUGCCAGCAACUCAACGUCGACCCAGGGUCGAACCUUCGAUGUUAAUUUGCCGUUUGUCCAGUAUGAUUAACUACUACAAUAAGGGAGCAAUGCCAGCAAUGAAAAAAAUAGUCCGUAGGCUGUUGCCAAUUCACAUCACCUCCAUCUUAAUACUGCAAUAGUUACCAGACCUAUAAGAUAAUAAAUGUUCUGAUUUCAUACUGAGAUCAGUUUAAUGGAUAUAUUUGAUGUCUAAA
Molecule: messenger RNA, 950 nt
Organism: Cryptomeria japonica (Japanese cedar)
Lineage: Eukaryota; Viridiplantae; Streptophyta; Pinopsida; Cupressales; Cupressaceae
Product: endochitinase 4-like
Exons: 3
Coding region: 10-759 (249 amino acids)
Biological process (GO): cell wall macromolecule catabolic process; carbohydrate metabolic process; chitin catabolic process
Molecular function (GO): chitinase activity
Source: RefSeq, a predicted model, not a curated record